AUGCAAGCUUCUGGCAUGAAGCCCGAUUUUCACACUUACUGUGUGGUGUUGGAUGGAUUAUGCAAGACUGGACAUGUUGACGAAGCAUUCCAAUUAUUCCAUGCUAUGGAACCUGAUGGAACAGAUCUUCACAUUGUAAUGUACACUAUCAUACUUGAUGGGGUGUGCAAAAGCAGGAGGCUCGAUGGUGCCCGAGAUCUUUUAAAAAAUCUCUCCCUCAAAGGAUUGGACCCUGAUGUCAAAACAUACAAUAUCAUUAUUACUGGCCUACUUUCGGAAGGCCUGCUCAUCGAAACUAAUGAGCUUUUUGAGAAAAUGAAAGAUAAUGGUUGCCGGGCAAAUACUGUUUCAUACAAUAUUCUGCAAGAACUCCUUAAAGGAGGCCAUUAUAAGGACGCAUUGGUGUAUCAUGAAGAAAUGGUUCGCAGAGGUUUCUUGCUUGAUUCAUCUGCUUUUUCCAUUUUACUUGGUUCAUCUACUGAAAAACAGAAGAAUCCUUCUCUGCUUAUGUUGAUGCUGAAGAUUGAUCCCGAUGUGCUGGUGGAAGAAGCUGUGGUCUUUAGGGCAGUUGAAUUGAUAUGCAUACUCUAUAGCAGUUCGCAGAAACCUGCUGCUGCUAAUUGGAUAUGUACCACUUCUUCAGAGAGACUUCAUGAAAUUACUAUAAUUAAGUGCCCUCUGGACAUAAGAUGGGUGAAGCAGAGCCCACCGGUCUCCACUGGAGGAGAUCCAAAACACCUCCAGAAGAGCAUGAGCCCUGUAGCCUCCAAAAAAGAGCAUGAGCUUUUGGUAAGAGCAAGGAUGCAGAACCACAAAAGCAGUAUAUUCUCGAACAAGGCAUUUCCAUGA
This is a messenger RNA of Coffea eugenioides, 849 nucleotides long. RefSeq names its product pentatricopeptide repeat-containing protein At1g12620-like. Lineage: Eukaryota; Viridiplantae; Streptophyta; Magnoliopsida; Gentianales; Rubiaceae. Gene Ontology annotation, molecular function: protein binding. The record is from RefSeq and is a predicted model, not a curated record. Bases 1 to 849 code for a protein of 282 amino acids. The transcript has 3 exons.